UUUUAACGAUGACAGUUUGAAAAACUGUUCAUUAAAAUUAGCUUUUCGUAAAAUAAAAAGCUUUAAAUACAAAGACAUUGAUAUAAUCAACGCGUCCCUAGAUUUUGUUGGUUACCACACCACGUGCUAUAAAAAAGUAACUGCAUUAAGUAAUAAAUAUAAAGAUGAAUUUAAUCAAUUUGCUGCAGAGAAUACAAUGCGUGUCGGUACUUCUGUUGCUGGUGCAGCUCCAAAUUGUAUGAAUUCUAGUCCAUCGCCACAAGAAUCAUCUCGCACAGCAGUCACAGAAGAUGAAGAGAGUAAUGCUGAUGCUAUUAUUGAUAUUUCUACAGAUUUUGACGAGGAGCCAUCAACCUCAACAUCAGGCUCAUCUACUAGCAGGGCCACUUGUCUGUUUUGUGAUUAUGAACGCAAAUACUUUCGCUCAGAUUCGCUAAAAAUUGAGAAGCAGUACAAAAAAUCAAGGAUAUGGCAGAGAGUCUUGAUGAUUCCGAUAUCUUGUCAAAACUAAACAAGCAAACUGUUGCUUAUCAUCAGCCUUGUUACGCAGCAUAUCA
This is a messenger RNA of Anastrepha ludens (Mexican fruit fly), 557 nucleotides long. RefSeq lists its product as uncharacterized. Bases 197 to 511 code for a protein of 104 amino acids. The record is from RefSeq and is a predicted model, not a curated record. Lineage: Eukaryota; Metazoa; Arthropoda; Insecta; Diptera; Tephritidae. The transcript has 3 exons.